GCCUUUAUUUAUAUAUUUCAGGUGCCCUCUGUUGUGAGAUCUGUCUCAAAUGCCUUUAUUUACAUAUUUCAGGUGCCCUCUGUAGUGAGAUCUGUCUCAAAUGCCUUUAUUUAUAUAUUUUAGGUGCCCUCUGUAGUGAGAUCUGUCUCAAAUGACGAAAUAUUGAACAUGCGACAGCAGACACAGUUUUUAUGGGACGCUUACUUCUCGUCUGUUGAAAAAAUAGUCACAUCAACAUUAGAGAUCAUCAAAGACCGUAUAGAACGUCAUAUGUCAAGGUCGUUGGUUAUGUGGAACUCCCUACCCGGCAGCACAGCCCUGUUACCAGAGUUCUCUGAUUCCUUACAGUCUUUCCCGUUCUAUUACUCGCAGCUCGGUCACACCCCGAGCGAGAAGUUCACUGCUGUGAUAUAUGCGACGUCGCCCGUCAUGUUUUCAUCGUCACCUUUGUUCCGGUUGAUAAGGAUCAUAGCAACAUCCGCCUACACUCAUAAGAUGAUUGUGAUAUGGCACUGUGAUGUAGCUCCGCCCCCUUCCCAUAGAUGGCCAGCUGAUUUUUAGGCUGUACCAGUUCUGGUUAAAACCAGAAAUAUAAA
Messenger RNA from Ruditapes philippinarum (Manila clam), 596 nucleotides. Its product is annotated as exostosin-1c-like. The transcript has 3 exons. Bases 169 to 561 code for a protein of 130 amino acids. The record is from RefSeq and is a predicted model, not a curated record. Lineage: Eukaryota; Metazoa; Mollusca; Bivalvia; Venerida; Veneridae.